Molecule: messenger RNA, 495 nt
Organism: Cylicostephanus goldi
Lineage: Eukaryota; Metazoa; Nematoda; Chromadorea; Rhabditida; Strongylidae
Source: the annotation of a GenBank genome assembly
CUGAGGUCUUGGCAAUAUCCGGAUCAUGCUCCAUUAACCCGUUUUAGGUCUGACAUUCGUGAAAAGAAGAUCUUCUCAGCUACUAGAAAUGGUACAAAUGUAACCACUUUCAUUGGCGAGGGACUUGAUAUCACGGAAGGAAUUGCUCUUGACUGGGUCGGCCGCAAUCUGUACUGGGUUGAUUCGAGUCUCAACACUAUUGAGGUAGCAAAUCUUGAAAACCCCGCUGCUCGUGCUCUCCUGGUGCAUGAGAAUGUUAGCCAACCCCGUGGUAUCGCUGUAGAUCCGAGAAAGGGGCUGAUGUUCUGGACCGACUGGGGACAGAACCCCCAUAUCGAAAGGGCAAAUAUGGACGGUACGGAUCGUCAGAUUAUCGUCAGUACAAAGAUUUACUGGCCAAACACCAUCGCUUUGGAUUUGACCACUGAUCGCGUGUAUUUUGCCGAUUCCAAGCUGGAUUACAUCGACUUUGUGAACUACGACGGAACUGGUUAG